Messenger RNA from Penicillium subrubescens, 753 nucleotides. RefSeq names its product putative extracellular soluble lytic transglycosylase. The transcript is spliced from 2 exons. Lineage: Eukaryota; Fungi; Ascomycota; Eurotiomycetes; Eurotiales; Aspergillaceae. Bases 1 to 753 code for a protein of 250 amino acids. The record is from RefSeq and is a predicted model, not a curated record.
AUGGCGAUUCUCAAGCCCACUUUGCUCACAGCACUCGCAGCAAUGGUUACUACAACCCAAGCCCAAUCCGCCAACCCCGGCGUUGGCAGCAACCCCAACGCCCAAGGCGCAACCGACGACGUGACGCCCAGCACCGGUCCAAACGGCUCCGAAGACUGGCUAAACACCGGCCUCACCAGCACCGGCUGGACACCGCCCUACCUCGCCCUCUCCUCCGUCCUCCACAUCUCCCUCUCCCAAUUCUACGCCACCAUCGGCUCCCCCUGCGCCCAGUACGACCAAUACUUCCAAUCCGCCAGCUCAAAGUACACAAUCGACCCCGUCAUCCUCGCCGUAAUCGCCAUGCAAGAAUCCUCCUGCAACGCCUCUGCCGGCGGACCCACCCCUGGCCUGAUGCAGGUCUCCUGCGACAACUACCCGAACGGGGUAUGCACGGAUUCCAUCCAGGAUAACGUGGACGCGGGCACAAAUUAUCUCAAGUCUCAGCUUGAUGCGGCGGGUGGGAAUGCGAUUCAGGCAUUUGGCGCGUAUAAUGGGUGGUUUACGGCGGGGAGUGGGUUGAAUGGGGAUAAGGGGUUGACGGUGGAUUAUCCAUGUUCAGAGGAGGGGAGGGCGAAUGGGGUGCCGCAGAAUUUGGAUUAUUUGCAUCAGGUGCUGAAUGGGUGGUUGAUGGGGUUGGAUGUUUAUGGGGAUGAUGCUUGGAUUGGGACUUAUAGGUGUGAUCAGAAUUGUGAUGAUGGGAGUAAUUGUUGA